Messenger RNA from Nilaparvata lugens (brown planthopper), 1051 nucleotides. RefSeq lists its product as uncharacterized. Bases 251 to 976 code for a protein of 241 amino acids. NCBI's taxonomy places the organism in Eukaryota, Metazoa, Arthropoda, Insecta, Hemiptera, Delphacidae. The record is from RefSeq and is a predicted model, not a curated record. The transcript is spliced from 2 exons.
UACAUUCGAAAUAUUGUUAUUCGAGAUAUGUGGAAGUGAGAAUUUGAUAUUUUUUCUCUGAAUGCACCUUGCUGUACGUGUAAGUAUGCAUUUGUAUGUCAAGGAUGUGACAAGUGGGAAAAUGCACUAUCUCUCACUCAUCCUAAAACAGAGAGAGAGGAACGAAUGAGUAUAUAAGCGGCGGUUAUUGGAUUUGUCAGCUUCAUUCGACCACUAGUCACGUUUCACACAUAUCCUCGCUAUCAUCAUCAUGGAGUCCACACGUGAGCAGUACAUCCUUCCGGAUACACCUCCUCAACAAGAACCAUCAUUCCCAUCUUACUGGGCAGCGCAAGCUGCACGGAAGAAGAAGAUUCCUUCUACCAGUGGUGCUCCCCCUGCUGCAUCCGACCCCGAGGAGUCGCCUCUGAAGAGACGUGGAGUCUUCGUGGAGAGAGGGAUGAGCAGCGAUGAGCUCAUUAUACCAGACACACCACCAUCUCAUCUAGGAUGGGCACCGAAGCGAGUGCCGCUAACAACAAUUACCACCAACAGGCAGCAGGGGAAGAGAAAACUGCAAUUUCUGGAGGAGGAGGAAACCAACUUCGUACCCUCACAGAAACGUAUGUCUGAGAACACCUCCAUGGCUCCGCUACUGGAGGAGGCAGCCGCGCGGGAUGAUGAUGAUGAGGACUUCAUCGCACUCAUCAAUAACCCAUCACCAAAACCGUGGAUGCCUCUCCGCGAGCUGGCGGAGGAUGUUCCACAUGCUAUAAUCUCAGUGCGGGAGGAAACAAACCAUCAUGGCAGACGAAUUAUUUUGAAAAUUAAUAUUGCAUCUACGAAGAAAAUCUCUGAGGUAUACCUGCCUCAGAGAUUUUCUUCAAUAAUUUCACCUUGUAAAGUUGUUAAAUUUAAUUCUAACUGUAAAAAUUUAGGAAUAGUAGUGAAGCAUAUAACCGCUACAUGGAGCGACAUUAAGAUUGUUAAAAUGUAACAAUCUUAUUCUCAUAGCAUGUAGCGGUUAUAUGCUUCACAAGUAGUAUAUAAUGUAAAUAUUGUAGUGUUUGAU